CCGACAGCCCCUGAACGCAGCAGUAGGCUGACUGGCUCUGUGAAGAUGGCGGACUGUAUACGUGUUCCUCUGCUCCUGCUUUUGAUGUGCAUCUUGUCGUUUGUGCAUUCAACUCGAGGAGAAAACAAUGUUGUCGCCAAACUUGCUCCUGAAAACCUACCAAAUCCAGCCGGAGUUCUGGGGCCCGCUGCGGGGAACCCGGGAGCCGCUGAGAAGAAGGAGGGCGCUGGGGCCUCGCUAUCGCGGAGGCGCUCUGCCGGCUUCAAGUUGUCUGAGGAGGCGGUGUGCAGGGAGGACCUGACCCGGCUUUGCCCCAAACAUUCCUGGAACAACAACCUGGCGGUACUGGAGUGUCUCCAGGACAGGAAAGAGGAAACGGAAAUCGCUGCUGAAUGCAACCAUCUUCUGUGGAACUACAAGCUGAACCUGACCACUGACCCAAAGUUUGAAUCUGUUGCAGUGGAGGUCUGCAAGACAACCAUUUCUGAGAUAAAAGAAUGUGCAGCGGAGGAGCUGGGGAAAGGUUAUCUCGUAUCCUGUCUUGUGGAUCACCGUGGCAACAUCACUGACUACCAGUGCAACCAAUACAUCACAAAGAUGACCAGUAUCGUUUUCAGCGACUUCAGGCUCAUCUGUGGCUUCAUGGAUAAGUGUCGCGAUGACAUCAACGCUCUGCACUGCGGUAGCAUCAGCACUGGAGAGAAGGACAUCCACUCACAGGGUGAGGUGAUUGCCUGUCUGGAAAAAGGUUUAGUGCGCGAGGCUGAGGAGCAACCAGGGGCACAUGCCAUCAAGGACGACUGUAAAAAGGCCAUCAUGAGAGUUGCUGAGCUCUCCUCUGAUGACUUUCACCUCGACCGCUACCUUUACUUUUCCUGCAGAGAGGACCGAGAACGCUUCUGUGAACACACAUUGGCUGGGGAGGGAAGAGUUUACAAAUGUCUCUUUAAUCACAAAUUUGAGGAAGCCAUGUCUGAGAGGUGCCGUGAGGCGCUGACCACCAGGCAGAAGCUGAUCGCUCAGGACUACAAGGUGAGCUACUCACUUGCUAAAGCUUGCAAGUCAGACCUGAGGAAGCACCGCUGCAGUGUGGACACCAGUAUGCCCAGAGCCCGAGAAGCUCGUCUGUCUUACCUCCUGCUGUGUCUGGAGUCGGCUGUACAUCGAGGUCGUGUGGUCAGCGGUGAGUGUCAGGGUGAGAUGAUGGAUUACAGACGGAUGCUGAUGGAGGAUUUCUCUCUGAGUCCUGAGAUUGUGCUGCACUGUCGCAGUGAGAUUGAGACUCACUGCUCCGGUCUGCACCGCAAAGGGCGAACUCUGCACUGCCUUAUGAGGGUCGGUCGGGGAGACGAGGGAGCCAUUGAGCCCAACUGUCAGAAGGCACUCCAGACACUGAUCCAGGAAGCAGACCCAGGAGCUGACUAUCGCAUCGAUCGGGCGCUUAACGAGGCCUGCGAGUCUGUCAUUCAGACAGCAUGCAAACACAUCCGCAACGGAGACCCUAUGAUCCUGUCAUGUCUGAUGGAACAUCUGUACACUGAGAAGAUGGUGGAAGACUGUGAACAAAGACUGUUGGAGCUGCAAUACUUCAUCGCCAGAGACUGGAAGUUGGAUCCAAUCCUGUAUAGGAAAUGUCAGGGUGAUGCGUCCCGACUCUGCCACACUCACGGCUGGAACGAGACCAGUGAGAUGAUGCCACCUGGUGCCAUUUUCUCCUGCCUGUACCGCCACGCCUAUCGCUCUGUGGAGCAAGGACGGAGGCUGUCCCGGGACUGUAAAGUAGAGGUGCACAGGAUCCUGCAUCAGAGGGCACUGGAUGUGAAGCUGGACCCUGAAUUGCAGAGACGCUGUAUGACUGACCUGGGAAAGUGGUGCAGUGAAAAAACAGAGGCUGGUCAGGAGCUUGAGUGUCUGCAGGACCAUCUGGAGGAUCUUGUGCCUGACUGCAGAGAUGUCGUGGGAAACCUGACAGAGCUGGAGUCAGAGGAUAUUCAGAUCGAGGCGCUGCUGAUACGAGCAUGUGAACCAAUCAUUCAGACAUACUGCCAUGAGGUAGCUGAUAAUCAGAUCGACACUGGUGAUCUGAUGGAGUGUUUGGUUCAGAACAAACACCAGAAGGAGAUGAAUGAGAAGUGUGCAGUGGGAGUAACACACUUCCAGCUGAUUCAGAUCAAAGAUUUCCGAUUCUCCUACAAGUUUAAGACCGCCUGCAAGGAAGAUGUCCUCAAACUGUGUCCCAACAUCAAGAAGAAGGUGGAUGUUGUGAUUUGCCUCAGCACCACGGUGAGGAACGACACCCUGCAGGAUGGCAAGGAACAGAGAGUGUCCCUCAAAUGUCGUAAGCAGCUGCGGGUGGAGGAAGUAGAGAUGUCAGAGGACAUCCGUCUAGAACCAGAGCUGUACGACUCCUGCAAGCAGGACAUCAACAGGCUAUGUCAGAAUGUGGCCUUCGGCAAUGCACAGGUUAUUGAAUGUCUCAAAGAAAACAAGCGUCAGCUGACCCAGCGUUGCCACCAGAGGAUUUUUAAGCUGCAGGAGGUGGAGAUGGUUGAUUCUGAGCUGGACUACCAGCUGAUGAGAGUCUGCAAGAACAUGAUCAGGCGGUUCUGCACGGAAACGGACGGAAAGACCUUUCUUCAGUGUCUGAAACAGAACAAGAACAGUGAGCUGAUGGAUCCUAAAUGCAAACAGAUGAUCACCAAGAGACAGAUGACCCAGAACACAGACUACCGGUUGAACCCAGUGCUGAAGAAGGCCUGCAGAGCUGACAUCCCAAAAUUCUGUCAGUCUAUCCUGAGCAAGGCGACUGCUGACAGUGAGCUGGAGGGUCAGGUCAUCUCCUGCCUCAAACUCAAAUACGCUGACCAGCGUUUGUCUCCUGACUGUGAGGAUCAGAUUCGGGUCAUCCUACAAGAGUCAGCCCUUGACUACAGACUGGACCCUCAGCUGCAGAUCCACUGCACUCAAGAGAUCUCAAGGCUUUGUUCAGAGGAGGCAGCUGCUCAAGAGCAGACAGGACAGGUAGAGGAGUGUCUAAAGGUCAACCUGCUCAAGAUCAAACAAGAAGGAUGUAAGAAGGAAGUGUUAAACAUGCUGAAAGAGAGUAAGGCAGACAUUUAUGUCGACCCCGUCCUUCACACAGCCUGUGCUCUGGACAUCAAACACCACUGUGCUGCCAUUCCUCCUGGCAAAGGCCGCCAGAUGUCAUGUCUGAUGGAGGCGCUGCAGGACAAACGUGUUCGCCUGCAGCCAGAGUGCAAGAAGAGGCUUCAGGAUCGCAUCGACAUGUGGAGCUACGCUGCCAAGGUGGCUCCUGCUGAGGGCUUCUCGGACCUGGCCAUGCAGGUGAUGACAUCCCCAUCCAAGAACUACAUCCUGACUGUAAUUAGUGCUGGUGUGGCACUGCUCUUCCUGAUGGGGCUGCUGUGCGGCAGAUUCACCAAGCGAGUCACUCAGGAGCUGAAGGACAGGUAGACCCCGCCCACUCUGGAAUCAGGACAUGUCCACAAAAGAAACAACCACCCCUGAAAAGGACCUCUUCAUCAUUUACCCUGACGUACUCUCCCACCUUACCCCCUCAAAAGUCCACCGGACAAUCUAAACCACUUUAGUUUUUGUCACCCCAUUUCAUUUGUCCUCCCUCCUUUCACCCUCUCUCACAUCACUUUUGGGGUGAACACCCAUAAUCCCACAGAAGGAAGUGGGCAUGAUCAGUGACUCCCACGCCCACUGCUGCAUCGUCUUCACCUUUUUUUCCUUUUCCUCCUGAGCUACAGAGCAGUGGCAUCCUGCAGUUGAACGACAGUCACCCGAUGUAGAUGCAGUAUUACUCUGAUUUUUUUUUUUUUGUCCUUUUUUUGCCUCCUCCUUUGCUGUGGGGUACGGGUGUGGAAAGGGUGGGGGUUGUGAUGAUCAGAGGUGAGGGUUUUCGGGCAAAGGUGGUGAAUGAAAUUAUACUGAGUGUAAAUGUGUAGAAAAUGGGAUGGAGAAAAUGCUCAUGUAUAGAGCAGUUUAAUGGCUCCCAUAUUUUAAUGACAAAAGUGUGUGUGAUGAUAUGAAAGUGUGUGUGUGUUAGCGAGCGUGUGCGACCCGAACUGUCUUUCUACCACCAUAUUCUUCUUGUUUGUCUUUCUGCAAAAUAUUUUUGAGGGUUGUGUUGCUCUUUUUUGCUGUUAUGUGUUGACUUUAUCGCCAUGGGACUGCCAGGCGGGCGGUGCCAACCAGCCAGUCCUCAACCGAGCCACAGAUGAAAAGAGGCGAAGGGGAACCACACUACACGCACUCCAGGUCGAAGCUCUUCUCACAAUGAAAAUUAUUUGUGGAUAUUAUUUUUGAUUUUUUUUUUUUGUUUGAAGCCGAAUAUGCUGCAUCCUCAGCUCGUCUCUAAUGCAGUCUAAUUGAUAAUUACUAUUUUUGCUUCCUACCCAACCUGUGCCAUAAAUGCACUAUGUCCAUCGGCUGCUCCCAGUUGAGCUGCUCUCGCUUUUCUAGCCGUUGGUGGGACAUUUGCUCUACAUCGUACUCGCCUCCCGGAAUCACUGGCUGGUUUCCACCACACCGUGAUCCCAGUCUGAGCAGCCAGACUGGGUAAAGUGGCUUUUUAAAAAAAAAAAAAAUUCUCCUCUCUGUACAAACUCAGAGUGGCUAUUGCAAUUGCGCUGGUUGGUAUGGAAAAGCUGAGAGCAAUGCAGGAAAAAAAACAGAAUAAUGAAAGAAAUGAUUCUAGAUUAUUAUAGAGAUGUGAACAUUUUGUGUAAAGAUGAUACUGGAAUCAUUGCACAUUUUUUGUUCUUUUUUAUAUCUAUAAAUAUAUAUAUAUAUAUAUUUUGUUUUUUCAUAGCCUUAUUUAUUUGUUUACUAAUGGUUAAAGUUUUUUUUUUUUUUUCUCCUCUAUGAUUUGAAUGUCCUCUGGUUGCCUUUUCUCCAGCAGGAGUGCUUCCCUCCGGCAGGGGGAGGAGAGGGAGAGAACAGGCAGCAAAGUCCUCCAGACAUCAAUCUGCUGUGGCGGCUGGCUGAUUUGUCUUGUAGUGCUGUAAACACCUCUCUGCCACUAAGACGGAGUUAGAUUUCUCUGGUGAUAUUGGGAGAGCAGUAUAUUGGGAGAGCAGUUCAUUCACAGGGUUGUUUGUGUGCUCCAGGUCAGAAAAUUAAUUAAAUCUGAGUAAAAUAGAGGAGGCUUCCUUGAGGACUCUGUCUGCUGUGAUAGUAAGCUAAUUAUAUUUGGACUAUUGGUCAGAUAAGACAAGAUAUUUGAUUACAUUUAUUCCUGAUUUUUUUUUCUACAGUUUGUGAAAUUUUACUGACCAAACAAUGAAUCAAGAAAGAUAUUUGAGAUUACUAGUUGCAAUUCUAAAUGGAAGUCCACCAUCAUCACUGCUUUUCCUGCUGGGACAAAUGAAAACUACAUUACUGAAUGGAACAGUUAAACUCUUGUUUCAUGUUACUGGAUCUAGUUUUUCUCAUGCUGAUCCUGCAGGUCAAUGCCAGGCGAGGAAUGCAAUUGGGGUGAUGAUUUAAUUGUGCGUCACAGCCUCGUCAUCAAGCUUUUUGGUCUUGGUUUAAAGACAAAAAAAAAAAUCCUGCUUAAGAAGUUGUUGGUGCGUCAGAGUAAAGCAUUAAGUGAGGAUCUCUCCUCUCCCAGCUCGACCAGGUCUUGUGUACAUGUGUACUAUACUGAGUGAUGACAUACUGUAAACUACGUACCGUGCAGUUAGCCUGUACCGUUUCUGUUUCUUCUAAUUGUUGAAGUUUGGUGUGGUGAGCGCUGCCAUUCCUGCUUGUAAAUGAGACGUUCUGAUUCAUUGAACUGCCUUCACUUUUUUUUCCAUCUAAUGUUGGUUUUUAUCAAAAGCGUGCCUAAUCACCGUCCCGCCAUGGGAUCCCACUGUACAGAACAUCCCAGAACCCCCUGCGGCCCCAAGCAGAGGAGCACGUGGGCAUAUUAGUGCGUCUGACUGUGUGAUGGAUGACGUGUGCCUGCGUUUGUGUGUGUUGCCCACAGAUUUCAGACUCCACAGGAAGCUGUGUGAUCUCUAGUCGGUUCCUUGCUGUUGUCUAGAGCAACGAUGACUGGAACGUUUGAUUUUAAGUUUGUGACAAUUAAGAUUUUUUUUUUUUGUAAAACUUUUUUUUUUUUUCUGUCUGAAUCCAUGGAGUUCCUGAUUGUCUGAAUUAUUUUCCUUGUCCACUUUUCUUUUUGGUUUCUUUUUGUUGUUCUGUACAGAUGAAAAUUGGACAGUUUGUUAAUAAUAAUAAAGACGCAAGGUUUCUA
Messenger RNA from Acanthochromis polyacanthus (spiny chromis), 6271 nucleotides. RefSeq names its product golgi glycoprotein 1a (gene glg1a). Gene Ontology annotation, cellular component: Golgi membrane. Gene Ontology annotation, molecular function: fibroblast growth factor binding. The transcript has 25 exons. The record is from RefSeq and is a predicted model, not a curated record. NCBI's taxonomy places the organism in Eukaryota, Metazoa, Chordata, Actinopteri, Pomacentridae. Bases 46 to 3474 code for a protein of 1142 amino acids.